Molecule: messenger RNA, 800 nt
Organism: Cucumis sativus (cucumber)
Lineage: Eukaryota; Viridiplantae; Streptophyta; Magnoliopsida; Cucurbitales; Cucurbitaceae
Product: bifunctional bis(5'-adenosyl)-triphosphatase/adenylylsulfatase FHIT
Exons: 5
Coding region: 25-639 (204 amino acids)
Molecular function (GO): catalytic activity
Source: RefSeq, a predicted model, not a curated record
AGACAACACGAAAGAAUCGAAAUUAUGGUAUUAAGCUUUCAAGCAUAUCGCGCGUUUCUUCCACUUACCCCUUCUUCUUCUUCUUUCCUCAAAAUUUUCCCAUCGAUACAAUUAGGGUUCACUUCACUUUCUUCUUCUUCUCCAACCAAAUCUUUCACCAUCAUGGCGGCAUCCGAUCACUACACCUUUGGGCGGUACAAGAUUGAUCCCAAAGAAGUGUUCUACUCUACCACUCUCUCUUACGCCAUGGUCAACCUCCGUCCUCUUCUUCCUGGUCACGUGCUCGUCUCCCCAAAACGUGAAGUUCAGCGCUUUGCUGAUCUUACUGCUGAUGAGACUUGUGAUUUAUGGCUCGCAGCUCAGCGGGUUGGUCAUCAGCUAGAGUUGUACCAUAAAGCUUCAUCACUCACAUUCGCAAUUCAAGACGGCCCUCAGGCCGGGCAAACCGUACCCCAUGUUCACAUUCAUGUUCUCCCAAGGAAGGGUGGUGAUUUUGAGAAAAAUGAUGAGAUUUAUGAUGCUCUUGAUGAGAAGGAGAAAGAAUUAAAGCAACAUCUUGAUUUGGACAAGGAGAGGAAAGAUAGAAAUAUGGAAGAGAUGGCUGAAGAGGCAGAUCAGUACAGAAAGCUUUUGUUGUAACUUCCUUUUCUUUUCUUUUUGCACAAUUGGGUUGUAAUUUUAUGACAUCAUAACGUAUUGAAAAAUUAACUCAUCAUAUGAAAGUCAUGGAUUGCUUGAGUAGAGCUUAAUUUUAUAACUUUGUUAUUAAUUCAUGGGUAAAUUACAAAAUUUACUUUGGA